Messenger RNA from Hypomesus transpacificus, 2967 nucleotides. RefSeq names its product myb-related protein A-like. The record is from RefSeq and is a predicted model, not a curated record. Gene Ontology annotation, molecular function: RNA polymerase II cis-regulatory region sequence-specific DNA binding; DNA-binding transcription factor activity, RNA polymerase II-specific. Gene Ontology annotation, cellular component: nucleus. The transcript is spliced from 14 exons. NCBI's taxonomy places the organism in Eukaryota, Metazoa, Chordata, Actinopteri, Osmeriformes, Osmeridae. The coding region runs from base 1 to 2163 and encodes 720 amino acids. Gene Ontology annotation, biological process: regulation of DNA-templated transcription.
AUGGAGCUGAAAUGUCCCAGAAAGUCAUUACAGAAGAUUAAGUGGUCCAGGGAUGAGGAUGAGAAGUUGAAAAGGUUGGUUGAGCAAUACGGUUCAGAUGAUUGGAUAUUUAUAGCCAACCAUUUCAAGAAAAGAACAGAUGUACAAUGUCAACAUCGAUGGCAAAAGGUGCUUAACCCUGAGCUGGUGAAAGGGCCAUGGACAAAGGAGGAGGAUGAGAGGGUUAUUCAUUUAGUUCAUAGGUAUGGUCCUAAGCGUUGGUCCAUCAUUGCCAAACACUUACAUGGACGUAUCGGCAAGCAAUGUCGUGAGCGCUGGCACAACCACCUCAACCCUGAUGUAAAGAAGUCCUCCUGGACUCAUGAGGAGGACAGGGUCAUCUACGAAGCCCACAAACGAUUAGGCAACCGCUGGGCAGAGAUCUCCAAACUCCUGCCUGGCCGAACAGACAACUCCAUAAAGAACCACUGGAACUCCACCAUGCGGAGGAAGGUGGAACAUGAGGGCUAUCUCCAGGACCUGCCUCCCACUCAUCCCUGUAAGAGCACCAAGCCCCCCAUCAAGAGAAGACCCAAGAUCUGCAGCUCCUCUUUGGACCACUUGCAGGUCCAAGGUCACUACAUUAUGACUCUCCCCUCCAAGAUGUCUGGCUACUCUCUUGGCUUGUUGGACGCCCAGUAUGUGGACAAUAUCCCAGAGUCCUCUAUCUUUGUCCAGGUGAGUGUGUCCUGUCUCUCUGAACCCUUGCACGCGGAUGGCUGUUCUAGCUGGCCCAGCAGCAGUUUGACAGACGACGGCAUGACCACCAGCGCCCUGGGCAGCAUGGGGGACCAGAGCAUGGAGAAUCUCCACCCCCCGCACCAUCUCCACCUCCACAGUAUGGAAGGCCACCACCAUCACUGCCCCUCCUCCUCCGUUUGCACCCACAGCUCACCGGCCAGGUACCUGUUUGUGGAGGCCAGCACCGUGCUCUCCUCCCUCCAGACCAUCCCGGAGUUUGCCGAGACACUGGAUCUUAUUGAUUUGGACCCAGUGGCUUGGAGUGAAGUGGCCAGCUUGAGUUUGAAUGAAAUGGCCUCGCCCCAGAAACUGGAAACCACACCCUUAAGUGCGGAGGACAAAGAGGAAGAGGACGCUAGCUACCAUUUUUAUGAAGACUCUGCCAUGUCAGACCGGAGCAGAAGCUACCUGGAAGUGAUGCCUGUAUCACCGCCUACAGCCCCUUCCAUCCCGAGGGCGAGGGAAACGAGAGUGGAGAGGUGGGGGGAGCUCACCAGCGACUGUAACAGCACCUCCUUUUUGGACAACAGUGCCCUCUCACCCAAGAGCCCCCCCGUCAAAGUCCUGCCCUUCUCCCCCUCCCAGUUUUUCAAUGUGUGUGAAGGGGACAAUCUGAAUCUGGACUAUCCAGCACGUACCUCGACGCCUGUGUGUGGUCACAAUCGUGACAGCACAACCACACCACUCCACAGCAAUGCAACCUCUAAACACCAUCAAGAGAGCACUGAAUUUAGGACUCCCAAGGUACGGAAAGCCAUCAUGCUCCCCACACCACAGACUCCAACGCCCUUCAAGAAUUCCAUGACCAUGCAAAAUAAUACAGAGGGCCCUUUGAAAAUGAUGCCCCAGUCAUUUGCAUAUCUGGAAGAAGAUAUGAAAGAGAUAUUGAAAGAUGAGUUAGGGAUGGCCAUACAACUUUAUGAAGACUCCCAGACUGAAGACCUCAACACCUGGAAAUAUGAGGACUCUGCGUCUAACAAAAGAGCAGUAAAAACCCUGACUUUGGAGCCCUGGAAUAAGGAGAACCCCAGUGCUCAUCUCUUAACCAAAGAACACUUCAGCAACAUACAGAUUCAUGGGGAGAGCUUACUUAAUGGUGCCCCACUGGGAGGCUCCAUGUUGGGCUGCGAACAGCUGGUGUUCUCCCCUGUAGUGGAGAGACAGGAGCCCUGUCAGGCCUUUACCGUCGACCUCAGGAGGGAGGGGCCUAAUGAUAGUCCUGUCCCCCUCAAGCACUCUCAGCAAACACACUACCCGGUCAGCACCGAGUGGGAGGCAGUGGUGUUUGGUAAGACUGAUGACCAGAUGACCAUGACAGAGCAGGCCAGGAUGUAUAUCCACUCCCAUACCCCUGGCUGUGCCUACAGGACCCUGGUGCUCUGAUGAGCCAUCAGCCAGGAGGUUAUAUCUAUCCAUGCUAUGGAUUUACACCAAGCAAAUUAGCAAUGUCUUAACAGCAAGUUUUUAAAGUUCUUCUUGUUAUUAUCAAAAUCAAUACAAAAUCCAUGAAGGAGAAAGUGUUGCAAUUAUUAGGUUACAUUAACAAUUAUCAGUCGUAUUUGUUUCUGCAGAGGGGGUAAUCUCUAAAACAAAGUCCUUUUUUCUGUAUGGUAGAGAAAGGAUCAGCCUUGUACAAGACUGUACCUGGAUACUACUUCUACAAAGGUGUUUUAUGUUUUUACAUUUUUCAUGUGCUGUUGAAAGCCAUAAUCUGGAGUUAAACAUACCUCACUGCUAACAUAUCUGAGCAUGAAACUAUCUGGGUGUUAUUGAGGAGGGUUGGUGUUGUUCUAAUGCUUGUGUCUGGUGUUGAUGCACUGCUAUCGAGAGCCAAACUCUGGAUUAUGGCUUCAUAAUACAUGUAGACAUUUGAGGAUGUUCAUGCUGUUUCCUGCCUAUCUAAAACCCAGCGGUAUGUGAUGUCUCAGGUAUGACUUUCAAACAACUUUGACUUACCUUAAAGAAUCAACUUCAGAAUCAUGAUUGAGGCUGAUAUAUUGUUUUACUAUAUUCAGACAUUUUUAUUUGAAUGUUUUUAAAAACUUGAUUACGAUGUUUUUGUUAAUUAAACUAUUCAAAUUCCUCCUUAAUUGGGCAACUCAAAUUAAACCCAGAAAAAUAAUUGGAUAACAAAAUGGUCCUUUUGUAAAACAAAAGAAGCUUUUUGGUUGUAAAGUUUACAGCAUG